Molecule: messenger RNA, 6386 nt
Organism: Vombatus ursinus (common wombat)
Lineage: Eukaryota; Metazoa; Chordata; Mammalia; Diprotodontia; Vombatidae
Gene: NRXN1
Product: neurexin 1
Exons: 22
Coding region: 923-5464 (1513 amino acids)
Source: RefSeq, a predicted model, not a curated record
AAAAAAAAAAAAGCCAAAAAAAAAAAACAAACCAACAACAACAACACAUCGACAUGCGCCCAGAUUGAUCUUGGUCUUGCAUGGAAGGAGGGAAAAGAAGAGGAGCUGUUGAGCUUUACAAUUAAAGGAGCUCUCUUUCUAUUUGACAGCUUUUGGGCUUCAACCCCACUGUUGGGGAGAAGAAAAAAAGGGGGAUUUUUAAAAAUAGCUUGGGAAGUCAUGAUCAAGGAGGCUAACAUUCUGCCUUGGCUACAGUGGGACCAAUGUUUUGUGAUCUGACAGCAUAACCUCUAUUGGCAGGCAAGUCUGGAAUUGAUAAUUGAUGUUCUAAAGAAGAUAAGGACCUUUUUUCCCCCUUACUGGGGACUAUCCAUUUUGGGGGUAACAUGUGAAGAUAUAUGUAUUCAGGCAUGUGGAAAUAUUAAUAUUAGGUUGUCAAACAUCUGAGAAGUUUGGUGUUUUGUUUUUUCCUAUUCAUCUGUCCUGUCUCCACCACCAAAAGAAUCUGAAGGAUUGUUGCAUUUGGGAGUGGAAGCAUCUGCUGACUCAUUCAUUGAACCAACAGCCCAUAUCUUCUACCUAAGUGAUCAGCAUUUUUUUUCUUUGUUCUUGAUAAAGUUUUUAGCACAUUUCCUCAAGGUGUAUUUACAUCUUGGCCUGGAAGUUCUGUGGCUAUACUAUACUACUAGGGCCGACAUUUUCCAGUGGGGUAGAAAAUAUAGAGAGGUUGAGAGGUUUUUGAAAAAAAAAGAAAAAAAGAGGGUUUCAGGUAAAGGAGUGAGCAUUCCUACUCCAGCCAUUGUCUUUACUAUUCCUGCCACUUUUUAUUCCCUGAUACCCUCCCUAAUUCCACCUUAGGGUGUCCAGGAAGAUUUUGAACCUGUCCACCCCUGUGUCUCCGCGCCGCACCCCAGCCCCGAGCAUGGGGACGGCGCUGCUACAGCGUGGGGGCUGCUUCCUUGUAUGCCUCUCACUAUUACUUUUGGGGUGCUGGGCAGAAUUGGGCAGUGGGCUGGAGUUCCCAGGGGCUGAUGGCCAAUGGACGCGAUUCCCUAAGUGGAAUGCCUGCUGUGAGAGUGAGAUGAGUUUCCAGCUGAAGACCCGAAGUGCCCGGGGCCUAGUUCUCUAUUUUGAUGAUGAAGGUUUCUGUGACUUCUUGGAGCUGAUCCUUACCAGAGGUGGCCGGCUGCAGCUCAGCUUUUCAAUCUUCUGUGCUGAGCCUGCAGUACUCUUGUCAGAUACACCAGUCAAUGAUGGCACUUGGCACACAGUGCGGAUUCGCCGUCAAUUUCGAAACACAACUUUGCUCAUCGACCAAACAGAGGCCAAGUGGGUGGAGGUCAAGUCAAAGCGACGUGAUAUGACAGUAUUUAGUGGCCUCUUUGUGGGUGGCCUGCCUCCAGAACUACGGGCUGCAGCACUCAAGUUGACAUUGGCCUCAGUGAGGGAGCGAGAACCCUUCAAAGGGUGGAUUCGUGAUGUGCGGGUGAACUCAUCCCAGGCCUUGCCAGUGGAGAGUGGCGAGGUGAAACUGGAGGAUGAGCCUCCCAGUAGUGGUGGGGGGAGCCCGUGUGAGGUUGGGGAGGAGGGCGAGGGAGGCGUGUGCCUCAAUGGAGGGGUCUGCUCCGUGGUCGAUGACAAAGCGGUGUGUGACUGCUCCCGAACUGGCUUCCGCGGCAAGGACUGCAGCCAAGAAGACAACUAUGUGGAAGGUCUGGCGCACCUGAUGAUGGGCGACCAAGGUAAAAGUAAAGGAAAAGAAGAAUAUAUUGCAACCUUCAAAGGAUCAGAGUACUUCUGCUAUGACUUGUCCCAAAAUCCCAUACAAAGCAGCAGCGACGAAAUAACCUUGUCAUUUAAAACUCUUCAGAGGAAUGGACUGAUGCUUCACACAGGGAAAUCAGCUGAUUAUGUCAAUCUUGCCUUGAAAAAUGGAGCCGUCUCCCUGGUCAUUAAUUUAGGAUCAGGGGCCUUUGAAGCACUGGUGGAACCCGUGAACGGAAAGUUUAAUGACAAUGCCUGGCAUGAUGUGAAAGUAACCAGGAAUCUGCGUCAGCACUCAGGCAUUGGACACGCUAUGGUAAACAAACUACAUUGUUCGGUGACAAUAUCAGUGGAUGGAAUUCUUACCACAACGGGCUACACCCAAGAAGACUAUACCAUGCUGGGUUCUGAUGACUUUUUCUAUGUUGGAGGCAGUCCCAGCACAGCAGACCUCCCAGGGUCACCAGUCAGUAACAACUUUAUGGGCUGCCUCAAGGAGGUUGUAUAUAAAAAUAAUGAUGUCAGGUUGGAAUUAUCUCGGCUUGCCAAACAAGGAGAUCCUAAGAUGAAGAUACAUGGAGUAGUGGCGUUUAAAUGUGAGAAUGUCGCAACAUUGGACCCAAUCACCUUUGAGACACCAGAGUCUUUCAUCUCUCUCCCAAAAUGGAACGCCAAGAAAACAGGCUCCAUAUCAUUUGACUUCCGCACCACAGAACCUAAUGGGCUUAUCCUCUUUAGCCACGGCAAGCCAAGACACCAAAAGGAUGCCAAAAACCCCCAAAUGGUAAAAGUUGACUUCUUUGCUAUUGAAAUGCUGGAUGGCCAUCUCUACCUAUUGUUGGAUAUGGGAUCAGGUACUAUCAAAAUAAAAGCUUUGCAAAAGAAGGUGAAUGAUGGAGAAUGGUAUCAUGUGGACUUUCAGAGAGAUGGACGGUCAGGUACCAUUUCUGUCAACACAUUACGGACACCCUACACAGCUCCAGGAGAAAGUGAGAUCCUAGACCUGGAUGAUGACCUCUACCUUGGGGGUUUGCCAGAAAACAAGGCAGGCCUCAUUUUCCCAACCGAAGUGUGGACUGCUCUUCUCAACUAUGGCUACGUGGGCUGCAUCAGGGAUUUGUUUAUUGAUGGUCAGAGCAAAGAUAUUCGACAAAUGGCUGAGGUUCAAAGCACUGCUGGAGUCAAGCCUUCUUGCUCAAGAGAAACAGCAAAGCCAUGCCUUAGCAACCCAUGUAAAAACAAUGGCAUGUGUAGGGAUGGGUGGAACAGAUAUGUCUGUGAUUGUUCUGGGACAGGCUACCUUGGCAGGUCCUGUGAGAGAGAGGCAACUGUCUUGAGUUAUGAUGGAAGUAUGUUUAUGAAAAUCCAACUUCCUGUGGUAAUGCACACAGAAGCAGAGGAUGUGUCUUUAAGGUUCCGAUCCCAGCGGGCCUAUGGCAUUCUAAUGGCAACCACAUCUAGAGAUUCUGCAGAUACUCUCCGCUUAGAGCUCGAUGCAGGGCGUGUGAAACUGACGGUCAACCUAGAUUGUAUCAGGAUUAACUGUAAUUCCAGCAAAGGUCCCGAGACCCUUUUUGCUGGCUAUAACCUCAAUGAUAAUGAGUGGCACACAGUGCGUGUGGUUCGACGAGGAAAAAGUUUAAAGUUAAUGGUGGAUGACCAGCAAGCCAUGACAGGCCAAAUGGCAGGAGAUCACACAAGGCUGGAAUUCCACAACAUAGAAACUGGAAUCAUAACAGAGCGGCGUUAUCUGUCCUCUGUCCCCUCCAAUUUCAUUGGCCACCUACAAAGCCUGACUUUUAAUGGAAUGGCAUAUAUUGACUUGUGUAAAAAUGGCGACAUAGACUACUGUGAGCUAAAUGCCAGAUUUGGCUUCAGAAACAUCAUAGCAGAUCCUGUCACUUUCAAGACCAAAUCAAGUUAUGUUGCCUUAGCUACAUUGCAAGCAUACACCUCUAUGCAUCUUUUUUUCCAAUUCAAGACAACAUCCCUAGAUGGAUUGAUUUUAUACAAUAGUGGCGAUGGAAAUGACUUUAUCGUGGUUGAAUUAGUUAAAGGGUACUUGCAUUAUGUCUUUGACUUGGGAAAUGGUGCUAACCUCAUCAAAGGGAGCUCAAAUAAGCCACUGAAUGACAACCAGUGGCAUAACGUAAUGAUCUCCAGAGACACCAACAAUCUCCACACAGUCAAGAUCGAUACCAAAAUCACCACCCAAAGCACAGCAGGAGCCAGGAAUUUAGAUCUAAAAAGCGACUUGUAUAUAGGAGGAGUCGCCAAAGAAAUGUACAAAUCAUUGCCAAAAUUAGUCCAUGCCAAGGAAGGUUUUCAAGGCUGCCUGGCAUCAGUGGAUUUAAAUGGACGGCUCCCUGACCUCAUCUCUGAUGCUCUUUUUUGCAAUGGACAGAUAGAAAGAGGAUGUGAAGGGCCCAGUACAACUUGCCAAGAGGACUCCUGUUCCAAUCAAGGCGUAUGCUUGCAGCAGUGGGAUGGAUUCAGCUGUGACUGCAGCAUGACCUCUUUCAGUGGCCCACUAUGCAAUGACCCUGGAACAACAUAUAUCUUUAGCAAAGGUGGUGGACAAAUCACAUACAAAUGGCCUCCUAAUGACCGGCCCAGUACACGUGCAGACAGACUGGCCAUAGGGUUUAGCACGGUUCAGAAAGAAGCUGUAUUGGUACGAGUGGACAGUUCUUCAGGGCUCGGUGACUACUUAGAGCUACAUAUUCACCAGGGAAAGAUUGGAGUUAAAUUUAAUGUCGGAACAGAUGACAUCGCCAUUGAAGAGGCCAAUGCAAUCAUUAAUGAUGGGAAAUACCAUGUAGUACGUUUCACGAGGAGUGGUGGUAACGCUACGUUACAGGUGGACAGCUGGCCAGUGAUCGAGCGUUAUCCCGCAGGAAACAAUGAUAACGAGCGCCUGGCGAUUGCUAGACAGCGAAUUCCAUAUCGACUUGGUCGAGUAGUUGAUGAAUGGCUACUCGACAAAGGGCGUCAGCUCACAAUCUUCAAUAGCCAAGCAACCAUUAUAAUUGGCGGGAAAGAGCAGGGCCACCCCUUCCAGGGCCAACUGUCUGGUCUUUACUACAAUGGCUUGAAAGUUCUGAAUAUGGCAGCCGAAAAUGAUGCCAACAUCGCGAUAGUGGGAAAUGUGAGACUGGUUGGUGAAGUGCCUUCCUCUAUGACAACUGAGUCAACAGCCACAGCCAUGCAGUCUGAGAUGUCCACAUCCAUUAUGGAAACCACCACCACCCUGGCUACCAGCACAGCCAGAAGAGGAAAGCCCCCUACAAAAGAACCCAUUAGCCAGACCACAGAUGACAUCCUUGUGGCUUCUGCUGAAUGUCCCAGUGAUGAUGAGGACAUUGAUCCCUGUGAGCCGAGCUCAGGUGGGUUAGCCAACCCGACCAGAGCAGGUGGGAGAGACUACCCAGGCUCUGCAGAAGUGAUCCGAGAAUCCAGCAGCACGACAGGCAUGGUCGUUGGGAUCAUAGCCGCUGCGGCCCUGUGUAUCCUCAUCCUCCUUUACGCCAUGUACAAGUACAGAAACCGAGACGAAGGUUCAUACCAUGUAGAUGAGAGUCGAAACUACAUCAGUAAUUCAGCACAGUCCAAUGGGGCGGUCGUGAAGGAGAAACAGCCUAACAGUGCUAAAAGUUCCAACAAAAACAAGAAAAACAAGGAUAAAGAGUAUUAUGUCUGAUCCUGACAUCCCAAAAGGACACUUGUAUAGAAAUAGUCUUCAUUUUAUCUGAGACAUAAUACAAACUUAUUUACUUUCCUUUUUACGAAGCACAUACAAAAGAAGACAGGGAAUGCAAUCAGGAAGGAAAGACUGUUUUUAAAAACAAGUAUCUCAUGCUCUUGUUUCUCCAGAAAGCAGGGGCUGAUUAAUUCCCUAACAUCCACAGUGUUUUCAUUUACUCUGCCUGUCUUUAUGUUGCUGGAACAUUUCUAAAAGACAGUGAUGACCCCACGCAUUCAUAAAGCAAAGGAGUAUUAUCACAUCAAGGCACAAUACAAAUCAAAACAAAACAAAAUUAAAAAAAAAAAAAAGAAGCUACCUAUGAUUCCGGAUUUAGCCAAAGUGCUAGCGCUUUCUUGAGAAGGGAGUCUUAUUGCCAGAGAAGACUCUUGCCAUUCGGUCUGACUCAACAUGCAAACCUUAGAGAGUUUGCUGCCUCGUGCACCAGGAGCAGUGAUUGGAGCUUGCAUUGGAGACGAAGUGCUGGCUUUUUUGAAGACUUGUGUUAGAACACUUUCAAAAAGCCCCUUUCUGGUUGUAAGGGAAAAAAAAAGUAUGGAGGCCUUAUUUUCCAGUAUGUGAAAUAUAAGGCACAUUUUCACACUAAAAUUAAAACAAAACAAAAACAAGAGGGCAUAGAUGCAAUCAUUUGGGAAAUUUUCAUGCACGCUUAAUAUGUUAUUACAUAUGUUUAUAUAAAACACAUCUAUGUGUGCUUUCUGGACUGUGAUAAGUGAUGUUUUAUAGCCUGUUGUAUAGACAAUGCAAUCUAUAUCUCUGCUCUUCAGCCAUUUUUGGUCGAUUCAAUGUUAUAAGUGUUGCUAGGUAUAGAGAGUUUAUGACAUCUGGAGCACCAAAUCUAUUUCAGUUUUUUUGCUGC